AUGAGAUCUUGUGAUGAGAAUGCAAGCAAGAAAGAUGAUUCCGAUAUGAGUCAAGAUGAAUAUGAAGUGGAAAAAAUUCUUGGUGUUUCUGCAGUCGAUGGCAAAUUGCUGUAUAAGGUACGAUGGAAAGGUUUUGGAAGUAAUGACGACUCUUGGGAACCAGAAGCAAAUCUUCAUUCGGCACCAGUUAUUCUUCUUGAUUAUAUCACAAAUCAUUACGAUGAGAUUACGAAGGCUCGGAAGAUGCUGGCUGAUAAACAAAAAAAUGAAGUAUGCUCUUUACAAAAAUUUUUUAAUAUCUUUGUCAUUACGAUAGGAUUAAACGAACAAAGAAAAGAAAGACGAGUUCCAAGGCAGUAUCUAAAAAAUCUCAAAGUAAAAGGAGAAAAGAGGAUUCAAAGCAGAGUCCAAAAAGUGGCAAAAGCCAAAUUAAGGGAGCUCUCAGCAAAAAACGCUAAAUAUACUUGGCUCUAUGAUGGCGCUGAAGAUGCAGAUUCUGAAGCUUCUGAGCAAAUUUCAUCGCAGAAAAUGAAUGGUUUACUUUUGUUCAAGGACUUCAUUUUGAUUUUAAUAUUGAGCACCGAUCAUUCUCCUGUACCCGAUGCUGGCAGGGAAGAGGUAAUUUCCUUCCAGAGCGAGACUGCAGCAGCAUCAAACCCAUUAAAAGCUGAUCUCCAAAUUUCUAAUGCAGGAACCGAAGUUUUUGAAGAGAAACGUGAAGAUUUAGAGGAAUUCAAAGAUUGUGAAGGAAAUUCUGAGAAUGAUGCAUUUAAAAUUACAAAAGUCAAUUUCGUUGAUGUUGUAAAAUGCUAUGAUGGCGCUAUCAAAGUAAUAUACACAAAAGAAGAUGAGGCACAACGUUACAUUGUGUCUGUUAGAGAAGCAUUUGAAAUUGAUGGUUAUGGUUUGGUGCAGUACUUAAUUGGUCGCUGUGAAUUUAAUGAACUUCAAAUAAGUGGCGAGUGA
Molecule: messenger RNA, 966 nt
Organism: Thelazia callipaeda (thelaziosis nematode)
Lineage: Eukaryota; Metazoa; Nematoda; Chromadorea; Rhabditida; Thelaziidae
Source: the annotation of a GenBank genome assembly